Molecule: messenger RNA, 2739 nt
Organism: Aethina tumida (small hive beetle)
Lineage: Eukaryota; Metazoa; Arthropoda; Insecta; Coleoptera; Nitidulidae
Product: non-lysosomal glucosylceramidase
Exons: 11
Coding region: 75-2588 (837 amino acids)
Biological process (GO): glucosylceramide catabolic process; carbohydrate metabolic process
Cellular component (GO): membrane
Molecular function (GO): glucosylceramidase activity; beta-glucosidase activity
Source: RefSeq, a predicted model, not a curated record
UAACUUUUAAUAUUGCACAGUGAGAUUGUACAGUUGGAUAUUUCCGAGAGAGAUAUAAGAUUGACAUAACAAUCAUGACCAUAACAAACAUAAACACGAUCAAAAGGAAGAAAAUGGGAUCGGGCGGUGACGAUCCGGAUAACAGCGAUAUCACAAAAGUUCCUAAUUACGGAUUAAAAGUACGAUUGAAUCAUGUGUAUCCGGAAAAGCGUUCUCAAAAUUACAGACCCAGUAUUCGGGUUAUUAUUAAGAUUUUCCCGUUGAUUUUCAGAUAUAUAUGGUAUUAUAUUAAAAGUUACUUUACUGGAAGAUCCAUUGUUAUGGACUUUGUUAAGGUUCAAACAUCUAAACAGUGUUACGGUGUUCCCUUGGGUGGAAUUGGUUGUGGUACAAUUGGAAGGGGCUACAGGGGUGAAUUUGUUAGAUUUCAAUUAAAACCAGGUAUUUAUGAAUGGAACACUGUAGAUGCCAAUCAAUUUAUUGUUACGAUAAAGGAUCAGCAUCAAGAAACUAUAUUUCACAGUCUGUUAUCAACAAAUAAAAAAACGAAACUUAAAGCUUGGACAAGUUCAAUUGAUGGGUCUAAAUGUCAUUACACAGGUCUAUAUCCAAGAUCAUGGACCAAUUAUGACCUCUCUGAAUAUGGAAUUAAACUUAAAUGCCGUCAAAUUAGCCCGGUCAUACCUCACAAUUAUAUGGACAGUUCACUUCCUUGUGGUGUCUUUGUUUGGGAUGUUGAAAAUGUCUGCAGCGAAGAACGAUACGUAACCAUCGCAUUUACUUUCAAAAAUGGCACUGGCACAAAGAGUCAAGACAAGGCCUCCACAUGCAGCUCUAAAGCUUUCAAAUACACAUAUAACAAUUGUUAUUCUCAAGGAGUUAUGCUCAAUCACACCAUUAAUAAAAUGCCUUGCACAUACAUACUUGCCGCUAAGUCCGACGAAAGCUCCGAUAUAUCUAAAUGUUUGUAUUUCGAUCCAAAUUCCACCGGCAUUGAACCCUGGAUUCAACUAAAGAACAAUGGAUGUUUCAAUAAGUUGAAUGACGACAGUCAUGGACAUGUGUUUGGUGAAAUGGCUGUUGGAAUUGCAAUUAAACUGACAGUUCCUGUGGGAGAAUCGAAAAAAUCUGAAAUGACACUAGUGUGGGAUAUGCCUACAGUAAAUUUCGGAAAGGCGGACAAACAGUAUAACAAGUUUUAUACGAAACAUUUUGGACCUUCACCUGGUUUGAAGAUUGUCUCAUACGCUUUUAAUAAUUAUUCCGAAUGGGAGAAGAAAAUAUAUGCCUGGCAGGCUCCAGUUUUAAACAACACGUCUCUUCCUGAUUGGUACAAAUCAGCUUUGUUUAAUGAAACUUAUAUAGUUAGUGACGGUGGAAGCGUUUGGUUCGAUUUAAAUGAGGAUGAGAGUCGUCAAUUGUCAGAUAAAGAUCCUAGGAAAACGUAUGGAAGAUUUGGUUACUUGGAAGGACACGAAUAUAAAAUGUACAAUACAUACGACGUGCAUUUUUACGCUUCACAUACUCUACAUAAGAACUGGCCAAUGCUUCAGAAAAGUUUGCAGUACGAUCUCAGAGAUUGCGUCGGAUUAGAGAUCCCAACGAAAAUGGAAAUGCUAUAUGAUGGUUCUAUGGUAGAAAGAAAAGUACCCAAUACAUGCCCUCACGAUAUCGGAGAUCCAGGUGAAGCCCCAUAUACAUUGCCCAAUUCUUACCCUAUUCAUGAUGUCAGCCAUUGGCGGGACCUUAACACAAAAUUCGUAUUGCAAACAUACAGGGAUGCAGUGGUUACCGAAACGGGAGAAGUAGAUCUUAACCUCAUGUCAGAUAUGUAUUUAGCGUGUUAUAAGGCCAUGCAUUCGUUACAACAAUUUGAUGUGGAUAAUGAUGGUUUAAUUGAGAACAGUGGUCAUCCUGAUCAAACUUUUGACGUGUGGACUAUGACUGGAGCUAGUGCAUACUGCGGCGGAUUAUGGUUGGCUGCUUUGUAUGUCAUGACGGAAAUGGCAAGUAAAUUGGGCAAGGACGAAGAUCGAGACAUGUUCCAGACCUUGCUGACAAAGGGAAAAGAUAGUUUCCACAAGAAACUAUGGAACGGCCAGUAUUAUAACUUCGACUGUUCUGAGAACGAAGCGAACUCAAUAAUGGCGGAUCAACUAUGUGCCCAAUGGUACUUGCGCUGUUGUGGAGUUAAUGACUAUCCUAUUUUCCCCAAAGAAAAUGUUUUGCAAGCUUUGAAAACUAUCUAUAAGUACAACGUUCAGUCAUUUUGUAAUGGGAACUUGGGAGCGGUUAAUGGAUUUUUGAACGGCGACGUCGAUACUUUUGCUGUGCAAAGUGAGGAAGUUUGGACUGGCGUUACCUACGCUCUGUCGGCUCAUUUGAUUUUUGAGGGUUUUGUGGAAGAAGGGUUUAAAACUGCAGGAGGAAUGUAUCAGUCAAUGAGAGAUAGUUUUGGGCUCGCCUUUGACACUCCAGAGGCUUUGUAUGCAAAGAAAUAUUACAGGUCAAUAGGUUAUAUGAGACCUCUGAGUAUAUGGUCAAUGCAAAUAGCGAUUGAACAUAUGCUGAACCAAAGGAAAAUGUAGAUUUUAGUAUGCAUCAAGUUACAUUUUACAUAUUAUGUACACAUUUUGUAACAAAUUUGCAAUUAAUAUUGUAUGAAAAACGUUUUAUAACUAAUAUUUGUUAUGUACUCACAAAUAGGAUGUAAUAAUUACAAUAAAAUAAUUCAAAAUA